UGCAUGAGGCUGGUGUUUGCCCGAGAGUCACCCAGUGCCCGCACUGACGCCCAAGGCAGCGCCGGGAGCCAUGUCGGGUUCCUACGACGAGUCAGCAGCGGCUGCGGAGGAAACAACCGACAGCUUCUGGGAGGUGGGGAACUACAAGCGCACGGUGAAGCGGAUUGACGACGGGCACCGGCUCUGCAAUGACCUCAUGAACUGCGUGCACGAGCGGGCCAAGAUUGAGAAGUCCUACGCCCAGCAGCUCACUGACUGGUCCAAGCGGUGGAGGCAGCUCAUUGAGAAAGGUCCCCAGUACGGCAGCCUGGAGAAGGCAUGGGGUGCCAUCAUGACAGAGGCGGACAAGGUGAGCGAGCUGCACCAGGAGGUGAAGAACAGCCUGCUGAAUGACGACUUCGAGAAGGUCAAGAACUGGCAGAAGGAUGCCUACCACAAGCAGAUCAUGGGAGGCUUCAAGGAGGCCAAGGAGGCUGAGGAUGGAUUCCGGAAAGCCCAGAAGCCCUGGGCCAAGAAGCUCAAGGAGCUGGAGACAGCCAAGAAAGCCUACCACCUGGCAUGCAAGGAAGAGAAGCUGGCGAUGACCCGGGAAGCCAACAGCAAGGCAGAGCAGUCCAAUACCCCUGAGCAGCAGAAGAAGCUCCAGGACAAAGUGGAAAAGUGCAAGCAAGAUGUGCAAAAGACUCAGGAGAAGUACGAGAAGGUGCUGGACGAGCUGAACAAGUGCACCCCGCAGUACAUUGAGAGCAUGGAGCAGGUCUUUGAGCAGUGCCAGCAGUUUGAGGAGAAGAGGCUCAGCUUCCUCAAGGAAGUGCUCCUGGACAUCAAGAGGCACCUGAACCUGGCCGAGAGCAGCAGCUACGCCAACGUCUAUCGAGAGCUGGAGCAGACCAUCCGCCUCUCAGAUGCGCAGGAGGAUCUCCGGUGGUUCCGCAGCACCAGUGGCCCCGGGAUGCCCAUGAACUGGCCCCAGUUCGAGGAGUGGAACCCAGACUUGACGCACACGAUAACGCGGAAGGAGAAGCAGAAGAAGGGCGAGGGAGUGACCCUGACCAACGCCAGCAGCACGGGCGAGACGGGGGCACCGGCGGGCGAGCGUGGGAGUGUGAGCAGCCACGACCGUGGGCAGACCUACAGUGCCGAGUGGUCCGAUGACGAAGGCAGCAAUUCCUUCAACACCAGCGAGGCCAACGGCGGCACCAACCCCUUCGACGAGGAGUCGGCGGGGAAGGGCGUGCGGGUGCGGGCUCUGUAUGAUUACGAUGGGCAGGAGCAGGAUGAGCUCAGCUUCAAAGCAGGUGAUGAACUAACCAAACUUGGUGAAGAAGAUGAGCAAGGAUGGUGCAAAGGGCGCUUGGACAACGGGCAGCUAGGUCUCUACCCCGCCAACUACGUGGAGGCAAUCUAAGUCUUGUGGUGUGCUCCUCGUCGCCGUCAGCAGAUAAAUCCACCCUCCGUUGUCUCCAUCUCUCCACCAGCCAACCAGCCAUUUUGCCGUCUGGUCCUUCACUCCUCACAGUUAGAGAUUCAGACAUAUUUUCCGACCAAGCUUUUAUUUUUUUAAGAGUUGUCUCUGAAGAGUAUUUUGCAUAGUCGCUUUCUUCUUCUUCUAAGAUAACGUGAAGCGAAAGAUGACGUUGUCCGUUCGUCUACGUUAGUUGAUUUUUUUUCUGAGCGAAAAGCUGAUACCUCAAGAUCUUAAAGCCCAACCAGUGAGAGCUCCUGAUUGGUUGGUUUUUAAAGAUACUGAAAUCAUGAGCCGCCUUCUGAUUGGCUGGAACUGUUCCAAAAUGCAUGGCGCUGAAGCUCCUGGGACCAAUCAAAUUCACCCCCCAAAAAGCGAGAGGGAUUGGAGUCUGACUCCAUUUUUUUUUGGUGUUUCCGCAUUGUUCUCCCCGGUUCAUCCUCCCUCCCCGAAGGAAGGAGAUGAACGUCCCCUCCUGCCCCGCAGCC
This is a messenger RNA of Haliaeetus leucocephalus (bald eagle), 1953 nucleotides long. RefSeq names its product protein kinase C and casein kinase substrate in neurons 1 (gene PACSIN1). The transcript has 9 exons. The record is from RefSeq and is a predicted model, not a curated record. Bases 71 to 1408 code for a protein of 445 amino acids. NCBI's taxonomy places the organism in Eukaryota, Metazoa, Chordata, Aves, Accipitriformes, Accipitridae. Gene Ontology annotation, cellular component: endosome; cytoplasm; plasma membrane. Gene Ontology annotation, biological process: positive regulation of dendrite development; neuron projection morphogenesis; neuron development. Gene Ontology annotation, molecular function: phospholipid binding; protein binding.